CCGCUGAACGGCUUUAUCUUUUGAAUCGCAGUUGUCUUUUGAAGGCGGAGCGGUGCAGAGCUUGUGCUGGGACCCAUUUUUCUUCAUUCUGAAAAAACAUCCACCAAUUAAGAAAAACCAACAGAAAACGACAGCCGUGUGGAUCACCCCCUGUCACUUCGCUCUUCACGUCACCGUUCAUCCUCGUGUGCCUCGUGCUUCAAAGAAAACAAUACCUCGUGAGGCUCAAAAUACAUAAAAUAAGUUUUCAGGUUUUUCAUCUGGGAUAGCACGUUGCAUAUUUGACAUUUUUUUUAUUUUGUUUUCUACAACUACAAAACGUUUUCGUUAUUACAUCAAUUAAGACGCUGGUCGGCGCAAAGAGUGGAACAUUUUCAAUACUAAAAAUUAUUCAUAGGCCUAACAGUGAUGGGGCGCAAUAAAUGUAAACUGCUUGUUGUAUGCGGCCCAUCAGGGUCUGGCAAGUCGACCUUGAUCCAGAGGCUUUUCAAGGAAUACCCGGACAAGUUUGGCUUUUCGGUGUCUCAUACGACCCGUAAGCCACGUCCGGGUGAAAUCGACGGGCUGCACUAUUACUUUACAACCAAAGAGCAAAUCGAGGAAGGGAUUCGUCAUGGCAAAUUUCUAGAGACUGCCAGCUUUUCUGGAAAUACUUAUGGCACGAGCAUUGACUCAGUACAAAAAGUCUGUGAUGAAGGGAAAGUAUGUAUACUAGACAUCGAAACCGAAGGUGUCAAACAGGUCAAACAAAAAGACCUUGAUGUUAUUUUAGUCUUCAUUAAACCACCUUCUCUUGAAGUUUUGGAAGAACGUCUUAAAGCACGUGGGACCGAAACAGAAGAAAGCCUGAAGCGAAGACUAAAUGUUGCCAAAGGGGAGAUUGAGUAUGGUGAAUCUGAGGGCAAUUUCCACACUAUUAUUAUCAACAACGAAUUGGAAGAGGCAUACAAUACAUUUAAAUCGUUUAUAAUGAAAGCAGUUUUUAAAGGCGAUAUGACUGAAUGCUGGAAGACUCCAGAUUUUCCAAAGCACAAAAAGUCUCUGUUUACAGCUAUAAAACAGGGUUAUUUAAUUUAAAAGGUUUAUUAUUAUUUUUAUUAUGUCAUUAUUAAAAAAUCUAUUUCUUUAAAUUCCAUGACAUAAUUUUCAUUAAAUUUGCAUCUCUUGUAAACUUGUUACGUUAAUAAAUAUACUUUUGCUCAUCUAGAAAA
Cimex lectularius (bed bug) is the source of this 1211-nucleotide messenger RNA. RefSeq names its product guanylate kinase-like. The record is from RefSeq and is a predicted model, not a curated record. Gene Ontology annotation, biological process: purine nucleotide metabolic process. Gene Ontology annotation, molecular function: GMP kinase activity. Gene Ontology annotation, cellular component: cytosol. The coding region runs from base 409 to 1077 and encodes 222 amino acids. NCBI's taxonomy places the organism in Eukaryota, Metazoa, Arthropoda, Insecta, Hemiptera, Cimicidae. The transcript has 7 exons.